AUGGCAUUCGGUUUUUACAAAUAUCAAACACAAAGCUUCUUUAAUCUACAAUGCGCAUAAGCUUUGAAUCAGACUAUAGAUCCUUAUGAAAGAUCAAGAAGCAAAACCCCAAUUUCAAAUGACGCUGUUGUUAUUGGAGGAACAUCAAAUGCUAAAUUAGCCCAAGGUAUAAGUUAAUGUCUUGGAAUUCCAUUAGCCAAGAGUAAAGUGCUUCGCUUUGCAGAUGGAGAGACUCAUGUUAAAAUCCUUGAUAAUGUUAAUGGAAAACACAUCUAUAUUGUUCAACCUACAUGCACCCCAGUCAAUGAUAACAUUAUGGAACUUUUCCUGACAGUAAGCGCUGUGAGAAGAGCUGGAGCUGCAUCAGUUACAGUGAUAUCCCCUUAUUAUGGAUAUGCAAGACAAGAUAGAAAGCAUUACUGGAAUGUUCCCAUUAGUGGAGCAGAUGUAGCUUAAAUUUUGGAAUUUAUGGGUGUUCGCAGAAUAGUUUCAGUUGAUCUUCAUGUAUCUUAGGCUCAGGGAUUUGUUACAUCAAAUACCACCUUUGAUAACUUAGAAGGAGGAUUCGCUGGUUUAAAUUAUUUCCUUAAAGAGAUCCCAAACAAAAAGGACAUUGUUAUAGUAUCUCCCGAUGCAGGUGGAAUGCAUAGAGCUAAAAUUUUUCAUGGCCAUUUUGAGUAUCACGGUUAUGGCGCUGAUUAGAUAGGCCUUGCAAUGAUUCACAAAGAAAGAAAGGAGGCCAAUAAAGUUGACUCAAUGCAAUUGAUUGGAAAUGUUUAAGGAAAGACCUGUAUAAUAGUUGAUGACAUGAUAGACACUGCAGGCACUUUGUGCGAAGCAGCAAAGACUCUUAAAGAGAAUGGUGCUGAAAAAGUCUAUGCUUUUGCAACUCAUGGUUUAUUCAAUGGCACUGCAGCUGAAAGAAUAGCUAAUUCAGUAAUUGAAAAAGUUGUCACAACUGAUUCAAUUCCACUCAAGGAUGAGUUUGUAAAGAAAGUUGGAAACAAACAUGGCCUAGUGAGUCUAGAUCUUUUACUUGCUGAGACUAUCAGAAGAGUCCAUCAAAAGGAGAGCUUAGAUGAAUUGUUUUAGGUUCCUUAUUACUGA
This is a messenger RNA of Stylonychia lemnae, 1107 nucleotides long. The record is from the annotation of a GenBank genome assembly. Lineage: Eukaryota; Ciliophora; Spirotrichea; Sporadotrichida; Oxytrichidae.